AUGGAAAUGUUGGCCACAGUAAAGAAGGAAGAGAACAUGGGAAGGCGCCAAAUGUGCGCCACAGUAAAGAAGGAAGAGAACAUGGGAAGGCGCCAAAUGUGCGCGAAUGAUGGCGUAGCGCCCGUUGUCAGGUGCAUCAAAAGACGUCGCAGAGAACCAUCCAUGGUCAACCUCGGCCUUAAUGCUGACCAAAGUCAACCACACCAAUUAGGCGAUCAAGUAUCUGCUGCCACCGCUACCACCCCGAAGAGAAGUUCAAGAUUUCGCGGUGUUAGCAGGCACAGAUGGACUGGUCGGUAUGAAGCCCAUCUGUGGGACAAGCUCUCUUGGAAUGUAACGCAAAAGAAGAAAGGGAAGCAAGUUUAUCUAGGAGCUUAUGAUGAAGAAGAAGCAGCAGCAAGAGCAUAUGAUAUGGCUGCACUCAAGUAUUGGGGAACAUCGACCAUCACCAAUUUUCCGAUAUCAGAUUAUGAGAAGGAGAUCGAGAUUAUGCAAACAGUAACAAAAGAGGAAUACUUGGCCUCUUUAAGAAGAAAGAGCAGUGGCUUCUCAAGAGGCGUAUCCAAGUAUAGAGGAGUUGCAAGACACCAUCACAACGGUAAAUGGGAAGCAAGAAUUGGGAGAGUCUUCGGAAACAAGUAUCUCUACCUCGGCACUUACAGUACUCAAGAGGAAGCAGCCCGUGCCUACGACAUUGCUGCAAUUGAAUAUAGGGGGAUCAAUGCUGUGACCAAUUUUGACUUGAGUACUUACAUCAGAUGGUUGAAGCCUGGAACAAAUGGUUCAUUAGUCAUCUUACCGGAACAACAUAUCUUCACAGAUUCUUCAAUAGCACUCUCAGCAACCAACUACAUCCCUGUAGAGGAGACUAAAUCCUCAUUCUUCCUGGCCAAUCCUUUCACUGAAGACUACUUAAACAAUAUCCCUCAAAAGCAAGAUACAUUCGAAAGUAAAGUACUCAUUAGCUCGUGCAGUAAGUCUUCUUCUUCACCAACAGCGCUAGGCCUACUCCUCCGGUCCUCAUUGUUCAGAGAAUUGGUUGAGAAGAACACAACUGUCUCCGAGGACAACACAGAUGGCGAAGAGGAAAAAACCCAACCUCCACAGGGAAGUGACGAUGAAUUCACAGGGAUCUUCUGUGACGGAUUAGGGGACGUCCCCUUCAUCUGCUCUUCAGACAGGGAUGAUGAGCAGCUACAAGAAAGAGAGCUUCAUUCAUUCUGUGAAACUCUAAGAAACCCAUCAAAAGGAUGA
Eucalyptus grandis is the source of this 1254-nucleotide messenger RNA. RefSeq names its product ethylene-responsive transcription factor WRI1. The record is from RefSeq and is a predicted model, not a curated record. The transcript has 8 exons. NCBI's taxonomy places the organism in Eukaryota, Viridiplantae, Streptophyta, Magnoliopsida, Myrtales, Myrtaceae. Gene Ontology annotation, molecular function: DNA binding; DNA-binding transcription factor activity. Gene Ontology annotation, biological process: regulation of DNA-templated transcription. Bases 1 to 1254 code for a protein of 417 amino acids.